ACACACUGUGACCAGCAUCCAGACAGUCAGACAGGCAGGCUGCCUCCUCACUACGACCAUCGCAGCUACAGCAGCGGCUCAUGCCUCCACCUGCACCGGUAUAAACACCCGUCCGUCCCUCCAUCCAUCCAUCCACACCUCUGAUUCUCCACCCGCUCUGUGCAGCAGCUGCAGCCGUGGAGCUGGAAGCCUGAAGCGUCCGGGAGAAGAUGCUGGAAAACGGCAGGAAGGUGUUCAAAGAGGGUCUGCUGGAGAAGAGGAGCGACGGGCUGCUGCAGCUCUGGAAGAAGAAGCACUGCGUCCUGACCGAGGACGGCGUGCUGCUGCUGCCGCCCAAACAGCACGACCCCCCGCAGCACCACCACCACCACGGGGACGCGGGCAAAGUCAAGGAGCUGCACUUCGCCAACAUGAAGACGGUGGACUGCGUGGAGCGGAAGGGAAAGUACGUGUACUUCACGGUGGUCAUGACGGAGGGGAAGGAGAUCGACUUCAGGUGCCCGCAGGACGAGGGCUGGAACGCGGAGAUCACCUUGCAGAUGGUCCAGUACAAGAACCGGCAGGCGAUCCUGGCCGUCAAGUCCACCCGGCAGAAGCAGCAGCUGCUCGUGGUGCAGAUGCCCGGGCAGAAGACGGUCCGCAGCGCGCCGAACGUUGCGUGACCUGCGGCGAGUCCCGCGGACGUUGGUGCGCCAUUAGCGGUAAGACAGCACGAGAGAAAGCGUGAUUGAGGAGGGGGUCCCCAGGUCCGGGGACCACCUGGGGAUCCCCUCGCAUAUUAAAGGACCCGUGUUUUUUUUUUUCUCUGGUUUUGUUUUAACCCCCCUGGAUAUUUGCGCCCUAAAAGAGGACGUCUGUUUCCACCAUCACGUUCAGUCAAACCCUGAGUGAUUCUUCUUCUUCUACCUGAAGGGACAAAAUGUGGAUUUAUCCUGAAAAAAAAACAGAAAAGUUUGGGACCCUGCCUCUGUGUGUGUCCCCCCCACUCAUGGAGGUGAAAUCAUACCGGAUAUAUCCAUCCUCAGGCAGGUUUGACAUUUCCACACGGAGGGCUCCCCCCUCAUCAAAAAUAGAUGCACAGAGAUUGGCAGAUGUAGAAUAACUACGACUGGUUAGAAAAUGUGAUAAUUUUUGCAAUAAUUUUUAACAAAUGGAAACAAUUUUCUCAUAUAAUCCAUUUGGAGUCACAGUAAAUAAACACAAAAGGGAAAAAUACGCAUGAAGGACUGACACAAUGAGCACCAAAAUACAUUAUAUCCCUGGAAAUAAUAACUUCAUUUGUAUAGCACUUUUAACAACAGAAGUUACAAAGUGCUUUGAUAUAUAGUUAUAGAGCACACAGAUGAAAACAAAAAGCUCAUUUAAAACAGAAUUAAAGGCCAUUUUCAUGUCAUACAAGAACCUAAAAUGAGACCAUGAGGACCAAAAUAAAAAUAGUUAAGAAAGAAAGGGUCGAAAGCAGAGACAGGAUAGUAAAUAUAAAAGACAAUAUCAACAAUGAUAAUAAUAGUAAUGAUAAAAUAGAGCAAACAAUAAAAGGUGUAAAGGGUUAAUUAAGAAAAGAGUACAAGUAGUACAAAAGCUAAAAGACAGUAAAGCAGAAAUAAAAGAUAAGAUAAAUCAGAUUAUUUUCAUUUUUUCCACAAAUAUCUCCAAAAUCAAACCCGAUCCUGUCAUCUGUGCUCCAGCCCAGAGUGGUUUAUCACUCAGACGUGUGUAAGUCAGUGAAAUCCGCUGCUUUGUGUACAUUUGGACGACAGAUUUCAGUGCACAUGGCUCUCUGUGGCACGUGUUGAUUUGUUUUCACGCUGAAAACCCAGAUAUAGGACAAAGAGCUGAUGAUUCAUUACAAUACAACUCAGUGUUUGUGGAACAAAAAGAGGAUGAGCGUCCAAAUCUGGUGGAAACACAACAGGAACACGGAAUAUGACUGUUACUCUAAGAAGCACAAAUUUAAGGUUCAAACUUGGAGAAGGAAUGGCUUUGUCUUUCAUUUCAUUUAUCUGAUUUUAUGCUUGGAAACUAUUUUAAGAUCAUAAAAGUUUAAUUUUACCCUCAAACUUUUAAUUUAAAGCUCCUGUGAGGACUUUUUGAGAAGCUGAAGUUAAUGCAUCAUUUUCACUUCUGCAUGUGCAGGGACGAGAGGGACAACUGGGAACACAUUUAUUCCUCUGAAUCUCCUUAUUAGCUGAUUAACCUGCAAAAAUCUUCAGUUUUUUAACAAUGUACGUCCAGAAUCUGCUCCAAAAUGUCCAAAUUUGAACUUUAGCUUAGUUAGCAUCGUAGCUAACAGACUGCAAACUAGCUAACGGGCGGUUUCUUACUAUGUAAAUGUUUACGUUGACUGCGCACUGAGGUUUUAUGAUAAAUAAGUAAAUUUGUAUCAUGUUUUAACACAUCCUAUAUCCGGCCAGUGCUGCCCACUGAGCAUUUUUUGGUCUAAAAGAGGUCUAACAGACGUCUAAAUGUAGCCUAGACGACUGGUCUAAAAUCAGGCUACCACAGGUCUAAAAAUUAAAGUUUGUAGACGUCUAAAUUUAGACUAAGUUUAGACUAGCCGGCUAACAGAGGUAAACACUGUAUAUUGCUUAACGGCUAUUAUGAUUAUUUUGGUUAAGUAUUUGGAGAUCGGAAAUAAUCGGUCAAAGUGCAACGUCUAAAUUCUGUCCAAAAAUAUACAGAAUCUAGACGGUUGAAGUUAGGUUUAAAAAAAAAAACUAGACGUCUAAUAGGCGUCUGUUGCUCAGUGGGUAUUCUACUAAAGUGCAGUUUUAUUGGUUAUACAUCCCAAUUAUUUCCAUCAGUUUGAGAGUCCAAAUUAGACAUUUAUUGAUUAUGCUCACAUUUAAGCCGAAACAAGACGUUAUAUUGGUACAUUUAUCUCUCUAUGAAGCUUCCACCGCAGUACAGGCACCAAAUGAGAAGAUUAAAAGCACUAGAAGGUUCUUCUCUUGACAUUUUACUCUGCGAAUGUCCAAGAUGAGAAAGCAGGAUGAGAGUUUGCGUCAGAAAUAAAAAUUUUACAACAUAUAGGACAAAAUCAGCCAAGGUCAGACUUUUAAAGGUACAAUUUUUCCUAAUGGCAAGGUGGAAGACAGCGCUGUCACAGAUGUCUGUCCUGCACUCCAGUUGAAUUUGGGGAAAUGACUCAAGUCUAAAUAUUUUGCGUAACUGUUACCUUUCUGCUUGUGUUAGAUUGCACAGGCUGAUGGAUUGAAAGGCUCUUCUAGUAUUCCUAAUGUCGCCAUCAUUGGGCUUGUUGCCAUGGAGAUUCCAGAUACUAUCUGCUGUUUUGCACAGACCCCCCCAAAAUACCCUGAAGCUGGGGGUAAGGUCCCUUUGUGAGUGGAUGCACUCUGCCAACCCAAAUUUCUAACCUGCCUGAAAUUCAUCCAGCUGGUGUGGAUCAGCUGAUCGCGUCUCGAACCCGUAAAAUUAGCCCUAAAUUGUGUCCAAAUCGGCCUCAGUUAGCGUAAUAAUGUGCAACACAAAUAGAAAAUUCCUCACAGGAGCUUUAACUCUCCAGUCUCUGGUCAGAUGUCUUUGUUUCUGUGACUGAGCUGUGUCCGGGGUUUGACUCUGUUGAAAUGAAAUGAAGUGAGCAGCCUGAGGAGGUCCCUGUAAUGACUGACCGUGUUUCUACUGACUCAGAUUACCUUUGCCUUCAGUGUCGGGCCCAUCAGUCUGCAGCCUGUCUAAUUGAUUGCAUCCGCAGGUUAAUUGGACACUCAGCUGGAGGACGAAUAUCGAGCCGGGCUGAACCUCCUCCUCCACCACCUCCACCUCCUCUCUUCAGGAGCCUCCCCUCUUCCAUGUAGUGGUUUCCACUGACCAGCGCCCCCUUCCUCCUUUUUCAAUACAGAGACUUCUUUCACAAAGACUGAUGGACUAAAAGCAUGUGAGAAAACACCUGUAUGCUACCGUGCGAUGGGUUUAUCGCUUAUUUAUUAUACCUGUACAUACAUUUUCUAAAAUCUCAAAUGUUGAAUUGUUGGUGAAUGUUCAGUGUGGUUGUUGCUCGAGUGGAACAGGAAACACUCAUGUGGAGGUUGUUUGUUGAAGAGCUUGCAGACAGUAUCGUUAUCUGAGGAUGAAUUCUUGUCAGUCAGAUCAUGUGAAACGUCUCAUCGUCCAUAUUUUCAUUUUCAGACUGAACCAAAGACUCAUUUCCCGACGCUUUGACCCACUGCAGUGUUACGGCUCAGAUUAUAAAACUGUACAGAUCGACAGUAUGAUGAGUUACCUGCAUGAUCUCUGCUCUGUUUGAUCAUUGCGCUUAUUAAUAGCUGCGGCGCUUCUGUCAUUGUGAUCAUCGAUGAUUUUCUGUUUGAUUUUCUUUGGUUGUGAUCGCUGUGAGCUAUCUACUUCUUUCUUAUAAGUCUUAAAUCUUAGCGAGAGACCUUCGUGUUACCGACUGUUUGAUUUCAGCUGCUAUUUCUCAAAUAGGCAUAUUACGAUUAUUGACUAGAGUUAAAGAUGGACGACCUGCAUCCACUUUCUCCAAACAUUGAAAGGUGAAGCCAAAAUACCCCCACAACUGGUGCCGAUAUCUUGCGUAUUUGACGUCAGAAUCUGUCAGAGAACCCAUGUCUCAUCUGUUUCCAUGGAGGGGACGGGCUUUAAAACCUUCAGCCAUGUCAGUUUUGUUGAGCUGUCAUCGUCGAGCCAUCGUUUUAAACAGUCAAUGAUUAGAACAUUUAUUGUUAGGUGGCGGCCUCUAGUGGUUUUAUCAGUAAUGACAGGAGCCAAUCAAGACAAGAAGGCGAGGAAGCGUUACCCGCUGUAGGUACCAGAUGUGUUCGGGUUGCCAGAUCGGCUCGGGGCCACGCGCUUGUUGAUGACCUCACGCUAUAUGAUUGGCUGGAGGUUGUUUCACAUGACAUACGGACGUAGAAUUUUACGAAGCAAUCUAUCGCUACUUAUCCAAGCAGAUUUACGACAGCUGGACUAGCGCCUCUUUUAGGUCGCCAAAAGAAAUGGGGAAUAAAAACAAAACUAUCUAUUGAUAAACGGAGAUUCUGCGUGAAUCUUAUUUCCUUUAGAAAAGUUAACAAACACAAUUAAAAACAAUUCUCUGUAUUAUAUGGAGAGAAAGUUUGGAGGUCAAUUGAAUGAACAAGCAGAAGUAAAGAAAACGUCGUAGUUGCCGUAGUGUGGCGUCUUGAACAGGCGCUGGACCCCGAGCCGAUCUGGUACCUACACCCAAACGCCAACACGAGCCCUGGGUAACAUCUCUUUUUUCCCCCCAUAAGAAUUGACUUUUGACCUCACCAGUCACAUUAACCCGUUUGACGCCAGGUCGUGGUCAUUUUCAGUUUCAUACGGACGUAUUUGUUGUUUUGAGGCGUCAUUGGCAGUCGACUGAAUCCAGCAUUUCAGUCGGUCAGUAUGUUCACAUGAACCGACAAGUCAAGUUAUUAUAACGGAUCUGGACCUACAUGAGAUCCAGAGAAAACCAAUCUCAGUUGCGGUUCCAGGACUUCUUGGACUUCUGCCUUUGCCGUUUUAAAAUCUCCUGAAAAUCUGAGCUGCUUCUCUGGCGAUCUGAGGAUGAGGUUAAACCUACGAGUUGGCGUGAUGAUUGUUGGCGGCUUUCUGUGAGCUCCAGAAGUUUGCAGACAGAUCCAGACGUACAUAAGCACAAAGCGAUGUGGAUCAUUUCUGUAGUCCACUUCGGUUUAGAUCUGCUUAAAGUUUGUCGUUUGAGAAUCAAGUUCAGAGCUGAAGAUGCAUUUUUUGUUAUUUUGCAAAAACACUUCUGUGGCGUUGUUUUGGCGAAGAGUAAAUUCAGGUUUCCCAUUUUUCUACGCUGAGGUGUGACAGACCUCGUGAGUAUUUUGGCCUCUGUUGCAGCUCCAAAUUUGAGGAAGUGUCAGAAAAAAUUACGUCUCUUUCACCCUGAUACGUCAGAAGAAUCCCUCGUACAAAGAAGCGACUGAACUGUGCGAUUGCUGCGAAACAUCUAAAGGUUCAGAAACAGCCUCGGCAUUGUGGCGUUCGUUAUGAGGGAUGUCUCGCUGUCUGAAAACAUUUUAUUCCUCUCUGGUUCACGCUGUUUCUCGUUGUCUGGAAGUGCUUCUCGCUCUUUUCCUCCUGCCAGUGUAUCGCAGCCAUCCAACACAUGCCUCAGUGUUGUUGUCAUCUCCCACACAGGGUAAUAGCUGUGCCCUUUAUCUAAUGCGACUGGUGUGAUGCUUCUCUGACAUGCCUGCCUGUUGCCAUCAUUACACACACAGUUAUAGCUCUGCCCUUGUCCAAUUUCUUAUUUCAACGUGAGAUCUAUUUUCAUACCUUGAAAAGAUACAUUCCAUUAAAAAAAGGAAAACAAAAACA
Molecule: messenger RNA, 6333 nt
Organism: Xyrichtys novacula (pearly razorfish)
Lineage: Eukaryota; Metazoa; Chordata; Actinopteri; Labriformes; Labridae
Source: the annotation of a GenBank genome assembly